Molecule: messenger RNA, 1968 nt
Organism: Thamnophis elegans (Western terrestrial garter snake)
Lineage: Eukaryota; Metazoa; Chordata; Lepidosauria; Squamata; Natricidae
Exons: 4
Coding region: 215-1663 (482 amino acids)
Biological process (GO): regulation of apoptotic process
Molecular function (GO): protein binding
Source: RefSeq, a predicted model, not a curated record
GGGAAAUUCUGGAAGGUGGGAAAGGUGGCGCCAAUCUGCAGAGUCUAUAUAAAGGGAGCUUUCCCGGUCAUGCUAUUCCACGCCGCCUUUUCCUCCAUCAACUGGCCACUCUCAUUACAAGACUUGAGCAAGCCAGCACCUGUACCAGCACUACCGCGGAAGUAUUUGUAUUGUAAGGUCUGUCUACACAAUACCAUAUAGAAUCUUAAGAAACAUGGCAGACAAUAAUAGAAAAUUCAUAUUGGAAAUCCUUGAAGACUUGAGCUUGACUCAAAUGGGGAAACUCGAAUUUUUACUCAACGAUGGUCAAAUAACAAAAAAUCGGCUAGAGAAUCUUGAUGCAAAAAAGGCAGCAGAAUUAUUGAUGACUACUUCUUACACACCUCUAAAAACACUUAGUUGGUGGCUGGAGCAGAUUCCCAGAAUUGAUCUUAUUCAAAACAUCAGUGCUAAAAUUGAAGCUGACAUGAAGAAUAAAGGUGAAGCUCAAAAUAAUGAAAACUUUGUAUUAAUAAAAUCCUGUCCAGGAAGCAGUGGCCGUCCACCAUAUACUGGUAAAUACACACUUUUUGAUCUGGAAGACUAUGCAACAAAGAAUCAAGACCAACUAAUAAUGCACCUAGAAAACAUCCUUGAACCUGCUGGAUUUAAUGCACUGAAAAAACAGCUGAUGUCUAGUGUGCUGAAAAAGUUUCUUCCAUUUACUGCUCAGAAAUAUUACGACUUGUUUAAAAACAAUGAACUCAAAGAAUUUUUGAAAAAUAUUAAUGGUCAAUCAAAAAAAAUACCUGUGAAACUUUUAAACGUUCUGUUCUCUCAGAAAAAAACCAACCAUAAAAGAAAGUUCAAGGAACCAAUCCAGACAGAAGGCAAAAUUAAUUUGAAAAAGAAGCAGUCUAUUGAUGAUGAUGAUUAUGAUAAUAUGCCAGAUAAAGCUCCACUUACAAUUGAAAAUGAAAAUACCCCGAAUCAUCCACUUGAACAUAAACCUGGUAAUGAAGAUAGUGAUGUGAUAGAAGGGCAUUGGCCAGAUAAAGAUUCCAGAAUGGCCAUUGAACAUAAACCUGGUAAUGAAGCUAGUGAUGUGAUAGAAGGGCAUUGGCCAGAUAAAGAUUCCAGAAUGGCCAUUGAACAUAAACCUGGUAAUGAAGAUAGUGAUGUGAUAGAAGAACAUGGUCUGGAUAAAGAUUCCAGAAUGGCCAUUGAGAGAUGGCAUGAAAAAAAAAAGAAUAAUUACAGCGAAAGAAUAUCUUUCAAUUACAUUUGCAGUCAUGAGCACCAAUCAUACCCCUGCUUCAUAGCCGAGAAUGUAUUACAGUUCAAAUUGCCAGAUGACCCAAAUUAUAGUAUUCUAGCAAUUCAGGAUAAAAAAGAUUUUACAAAUUCACAAAGGCUAAAAAAGGAGGUUGAAUUUGCCUUGCAAUUUAACAUGGCUGUUCUAAAUGUUAAAUCUUCUGAAGUUAUCUCCUCUAAUGGAUUUCUUUGUGAGAUACGAGCUAAUGAUUCCUUUGCUGAAUCUGUAUCUUUUUUAAAAGAUAUUGUGGUGGAAAUUGUGCUGCCUGUUCUAGCACUGUAUAAACGGAUAAAGUUAAAUGCUUUCGAGAAUGUUCUAUAUCCUAAUAAUGAAAGCAAAUCAUCUUUCAGUCAGAAGUUGCAAGUGUAGAUUCAGUAUUCCACUGAAAAUGUCCAUUCAUUGCUUGAUUAAAUUGCAAAUGAUAAUUUGUGAUUGGAUGCUUGGCUGAGGGAGAAUUCAUGUUUCUUUGUCGUUGUCACGUUCCCCUCCCCCAUUUUUUUAGCUACAAAAAGCAGAUGUAAAAGCAGCAGCCAUGUUGAUUUCUCAAAAUUGAUUAACAUUGUAUAAAGGCAGGUAUCUCUAAUGGCGUUUACACUCUGACGAUGUUAGCAGUGGCUAACAAAAGCUUAGUGAGCAAUAUAUUUUAAAGUUCUGGAGAUCACAAUGUCUGUUUC